This is a messenger RNA of Lymnaea stagnalis (great pond snail), 1745 nucleotides long. The record is from the annotation of a GenBank genome assembly. NCBI's taxonomy places the organism in Eukaryota, Metazoa, Mollusca, Gastropoda, Lymnaeidae.
UGGAAGAGAGUUAUAUUUGGCAUCUGUUUCUUCCACGCUGUCAUACUGGAGAGGAAAAAAUUUGGUCCUCUGGGCUGGAACAUAACGGUAAUUGCUUGUGUCACGUUUUAUGGGCGUGUGGUCAGUACCAGGGGAGUAAUUUACCCGUUGGAGGGAUUUUUUCUUUAAAUUUCAGAGACCCUUUUGUCUGUUGUUCAUAUAUGCAGAAGUAAGCCUCUUAAGCUAGUGUCUCAUUGCAACAAUGGAUCGUUCGAAUUGAGGCGUUACAUUGGCUGCCGGUCCGUGGUCGCAUAGAGUACAAAAUUGCACCUCUGUGCUACCGCUGCUUGCAUGACCUGGCGCCGUCAUAUCUCAAAACGCUCAUGCCGCCUUAUGUACCCACUAGACAACUCCGCUCCUCCGAUAGUGGCGAACUCUCGAUACCGCGUGUUAGCCUUGAGACUCACGGAAGGCGCACUUUCGCAUUUGUUGGCCCAACAAUUUGGAACACCCUUCCUGUCGCUCUCAGAAACAGCGAGACACUGGAAUCCUUCAAAACCGAUUUGAAAACACAUCUAUUUCGCAAACAUCUGCUGGGGUGAUGGUGUCUACAAGCUUUUCCAGCGAGCUAUUAUCUCCUAGAUGUAAAAUGGCUUGUGUUGUUUAUAGUUGCAAGGGAUGAAAGACUUAUAAUGGUUAUGCUCAUUUGUAGUUUUUGUAGUGUUGCGUUUUGUAUUUCUAUGUGGUAAAAUAUAGAUUGUUUUCAUUUCUCUUUUAAUAUGGUUGACUUUCUACCGCGCUUCGAACCUUUGGGGAUGAAGCGUGAUUUUUUUAAAAUAAACUUUAUCUUAUAUUAUUAUGUUGACUCUAUUAAGCAGUAUUUCUUUGCGGUAACAUAAGAUGCGACGCAUGACUAAAUCCCUAUAAUAACAUUGAGGUUGGUCGUUAUUUCAGUACGCCUUCAGUGACAGCGAUCGGGAAUGUGCGCUACUGAACAUGGAGAUGUUCUGUAAAGACGGCUACAUCCCUUGGGACACUCUCAUCUACAUUACGGGGGAGGUAGGCUACUCAUAUAAUAUACGAGAAGGGUUAUAGCCCGGAUACGAACUCUUUUAUAUAAUAUAUAUAUAUAUAUAUAUAUAAUCGCGGAGUAAUUUAUUUCAAAAAACUGGUAAAACAUUUGUAUUGUUCCCUCGAGUCCAUUCACUGGGCAUAAUGGAGACAGUUACAGGGCAACCGUUUAAUAAUAAUUGUUUUUACUCAUCUGUCUGUGUUUACGAUUUUUCCCACACAGCAAGGCCCAGACUUUUAGAUGUUUUAGGUCGCUCUGUUACCUUCUCCAUACUUGUGAAACCUUUCACAUAAACCUAUUAGAGGGUUAGGAUGUGGGGAUUUGUGAUUUUUAAUUUAAAAAAUAACGCUAAACUUUUUUUAAUACUUUUGGUAUAAACCGCUGGCAUUUAAAAAAAAAAAAGUAUAAAAAAUAUCCGCUUUCUGAUAACAGUCAGCUCUAUUCAUCCAUCCAAGCAUUUGGUAUUGAUGGUACUGUUAGUCUGGUAUUAAUAUUUUACUGCUCAUAUCGUGUUGAUAUUUUACUGCUCUUGAUUGUUAACGCUGACCUGCUGAAUCCCACCAAAAAAAAUAAUAACAAUUACAGAUUACAUAUGGUGGUCGUGUAACGGAUGCGCAGGACCAACGGUGUCUCCGAACUAUACUCAAGCUGUUCUUCAGACAGGAAACGUUGAAGCCCAAAUACAAGUACUCGG